AUGGAUCCGGACACCCUUGCGUUGCCCGCCAUAGCCGACUGCAUCGUUCUGCAUGACGCCGACUACGCCUCCAGGCGCAACGCCUUCGACGGAUGGAUCACGAAUCCAGAGGACGAAGAGUGGCCGUCUGACGUGCGCCGCGAAGCCCUCAUCCUCGUCGCCGACCCCGCGCUCACUUCGCUGCUCAAAGCGCCAGACUUUGUCACCGGAAAGGUCCUGGACCUCCACCCGGAGCCUUGGAUUGUCACCGUCGACGCCAAGGGUCCAGCGAGUGUGUCGGGCGGCGGGGGAGGCCUGUACAUGGGCUUCACGAGGUCGCGCGCGCGUUCUGAGCCAGCUGUGAGAGCACAUCGGCCCGCGAUCUCUGGCAUGGCUGAGUCCUUUAGAGAGUACGACGGCCAGGUCCCGUUUUAUGAAGGUUCUUCGCGGGGCAAGCUCGUCGAUCCUGCUGGACGGGCUGGAGGGACGGUACAAGUUCCCACAGAGUACGCCGAGGAUUGCUAA
Colletotrichum godetiae is the source of this 504-nucleotide messenger RNA. RefSeq lists its product as uncharacterized. NCBI's taxonomy places the organism in Eukaryota, Fungi, Ascomycota, Sordariomycetes, Glomerellales, Glomerellaceae. The record is from RefSeq and is a predicted model, not a curated record. Bases 1 to 504 code for a protein of 167 amino acids. The transcript is spliced from 2 exons.